This is a messenger RNA of Solea senegalensis (Senegalese sole), 1230 nucleotides long. RefSeq names its product ankyrin repeat domain-containing protein 1-like. Gene Ontology annotation, molecular function: protein binding. Gene Ontology annotation, cellular component: nucleus; cytoplasm. The record is from RefSeq and is a predicted model, not a curated record. The coding region runs from base 69 to 512 and encodes 147 amino acids. The transcript has 5 exons. NCBI's taxonomy places the organism in Eukaryota, Metazoa, Chordata, Actinopteri, Pleuronectiformes, Soleidae.
UUGAUAAUGUUGUGUAGUUUCAGAGAACAGCGCUGCACAAAGCUUCAUUCAGAGGAAACACUGACGUUAUGAAGACUCUGCUGCAGGCCGGAGCUCAGAUCGAGAUGAAAGACAAGCUGGAGGCCACAGCACUGCACUGGGCCUGUAGGGGGGGCAGUCUGCCGGCUCUGCAGCUACUCCUGGACCAGGGGGCAAAGGUCACGUCCAGAGACAAGCUACUCAGUACUCCUCUCCACGUUGCCGUGAGAACAGGACACUGUGAGUGCGCCGAACAUCUGAUUCACUGUGGAGCCGACGUCAACGCUAAAGACAGAGACGGGGACACGCCCAUGCACGACGCGGUGAGGAUCAACAGAUUUAAGAUGAUCAGGCUGCUGAUGAUGUAUGGAGCGAGUCUGAACACCAAGAACUGUGACGGGAAAACUGCGAUGCAGACGUUGCACUCGUGGCAGAACGGAGUGAAGAGUCUUCUGUGUCACGUCAACGACGACGACACAAACCAAACUAACUAAACAAGUGUUUUGUUAACCUGUCAUUAACCAGGGAAACGCUGCAGCACAUGCUGACUGACAGAUAUUGACUCCGCCCCCUCAGGAAAUGUUUAGCUUUUUCGUGAAGCGUUCAGGGACUGGAACCUUCGAGGCGUCUGCAGCACAGCAGUGCGGCCUGGAAGGAGAUUAAUAAUGUGAAAUCUAAUCAGGUCAUUGAUAAUGUGAUUGAUAGAUUUAUUGCUGGACAAUGUCUUGGCCGACGACGUGAAGAUGUUUUUCUUAAUUGUUACUUUAAGUUGAAGUCACCGUCACUGCAUCGAGAGGAUGAAUUUAUUUAUUGAUUUAUGGCAACACGUCAAUCAUCGAUUGGUUUUCUUUGUUUAUUUAUUGAUUUUAAUACACUUUAAUAAUAACUGUGUGAGUUAUGUUAUUUAAGUUUAUGUUGAAGAUGACUCCAGGUCGGUGUGAAAGGGUGAUGUGUCGUUAAACUGAGUUUAAAGGGAUUAUUUCAGUUUUUUUAUGUGGUGGUGCUGAGAUGAGAUCAGGUUUAUGAACGUAUGAACAUCAAUGUUGGAUGAGAGGACGUCUGAAGAGAGAUGAUUUGGCUUGAACAAGUGAUGAAUAAUAACCAGAAUUAUGAUUUUUUUUUAAAAAUGGUUUUAUUGUAUUUUAAAAUGUUAGUGAAUAUUGCUAUGAAUUCAUGGAUUAAUUAUUGAAUAAAACAAAUUUUGAGUUGAAA